AUGGCGAAGGUUCCACCUCAGGUCGACUCGUUCGGUCUCCAUGUUGCUGAUCGGGGCUUGAAUCCCGUUCUCUCUUCCUCUCAGUUCUCGUCAACCUGCAGUACCACUUCUCAGCCACGAAGACAGUUCCAGUCCCUUUCAUCUCUCACUACCACAGCGAUCAAUGUACACGACACCGCCUUACGGCUUGGCCUUGGUUCGCCUCUGAGGAUCAUGGUGGAAACGCAGUCGUCAGGCCCUGUUGUGCUGACUUCCUAUCUAUACUCACCCGAUCGAUGCAAAGCAACAAUAGAACAGCCUCAUGAGAAUUCACGUCUACUUCGCGAAAUUCUGGAUGACAGCAACACCCUCGAAGAACCUAUCCAUGGGCUGGACGAGAGUGCUCACAGCCACAGGGAAUUAGGUGUAGGCGAAUUUGAACGGAGGAACCGCCCCCCUCUAUUGAUCGCAACCGUUGUGGCUUCAAGCGCUUCUACGAUUGGGGAAGCUCGUAGAUCAGCUGCUCAAUUGGAGCAAACUGGGAGAGAUUUUCAGAGCGAAUGGUCAAAAAAGCUGGUCGAGCAUUCUGGUGCUGUGGCUGCAAUGAGUGGAGAAGACAGCUGA
Molecule: messenger RNA, 603 nt
Organism: Cadophora gregata
Lineage: Eukaryota; Fungi; Ascomycota; Leotiomycetes; Helotiales; Ploettnerulaceae
Exons: 1
Coding region: 1-603 (200 amino acids)
Source: RefSeq, a predicted model, not a curated record